Pedinophyceae sp. YPF-701 is the source of this 735-nucleotide messenger RNA. Lineage: Eukaryota; Viridiplantae; Chlorophyta; Pedinophyceae. The record is from the annotation of a GenBank genome assembly.
AUGGGGUCCAUGCGGGACCCCUUCUACCUGGUGAAGGAGGAGAUCCAGGACACGCUAGACCAGGUGGAGCAGGCGUUUAGGAAGUGGCAGCAGAUUCCUCCCAGCACGCCGGACCAGGACCGCGUCGGGCGCGACAUCGAGGACGGCUGCGGGAGCGUCAUUUGGCAGGUUGAUGAACUAGACAACGCGGUGGACGUCGCGGAACGGGACCCUGCAAGGUUCGGUCUGGCGAAGGACGAGAUCCAGCGGCGAAGAGACUGGACGAGCAAGUCGCGGCGGAGAGCCCAGCACAUGCAGAGACGCGUCCAGGACGCUAGACGUGGAGCCACGGCCCGUGGGCCCGUCCCGGGCGGCGCCGUCGAGAUGUCGCAAAUGAGCAACAAGGGCGCGCCGGGCGGCGUCGCCGGCAACGGGCACAAGGCCGACCCGUUCGUCGACGAGGAGCGGCAGCAGCAGCAGCUGCUCCUCCGCGACCAGGACGAGCAGCUCGACGGGCUCUCCGUGCAGGUGGGGAGGAUCGGUGAGAUGGGGCUGGCGAUCGGGAACGAGCUGCAAGAGCAGUCGCUCAUGUUGGAGGAUCUCGCGGCGGACACGGACACGACGAGCUCGCGGCUCAAGGCGACGCAGCGGAAGAUCGCGGAGAUCAUGAAGAAGGCGUCGAUGAAGUCGCAGUUCUGCAUGAUGGGCAUUCUCCUGCUCCUGUUCAUCGUUUUGACCAUGCUCGUGUUUGCCUAG